Parnassius apollo (apollo) is the source of this 291-nucleotide messenger RNA. The record is from the annotation of a GenBank genome assembly. Lineage: Eukaryota; Metazoa; Arthropoda; Insecta; Lepidoptera; Papilionidae.
AUGGCAAGUUCGCCAACGAGUUUAGAGACGCAAAUAGACAGUUUUCUGGAACAAUUUAAGAGGAGCGCUUCGAAAGCAAUGGAAGAGAGAAUGGAGUGGCCCGAUGGAACUUCACCAGGCACCGUCGUUAAAUCGCAGAGCAGCUGCUUCGCUCUGGAUACAGCAGCUGUCGAUGCAGGCAGUUUUAUUAAAACGCCUGUAUUUGCGUACGGCAUGAUUGCACCUGCUCAUUCUAAUAGAAGAAUUAGAAGAGGCAUUUUUCUUGUUAAAUUACACGAAAAACUGAUGUGA